AUUACUUCCAAAUACUCCAAAAUGCCUAAAGCUAAGAAGAAGUUCAUCGAUCGCAAAAAGGCUGUAACUUUCAAUUUAGUGCAUCGUUCACAACGUGAUCCCCUCGCCGCGGAUGAAUCAGCACCACAGAGGGUUCUGGUGCCAGUAAAUGCUGCAGUACCUCCGAGAAAAGAGAAAGAUCCAGAUUUGACCCCAGAACAGCGGAAGGAAGAGCAGCAAAAAUAUGGCAUCUUCUUUGAUGAUGACUACAACUACUUGCAGCAUCUCAAAGACACCAGAGAAGUCACCAUGGUCAUGCAGCCUAAAACAGUACACAAAAGGAGACCAAAAGCAGUCACAAGUGAGAACCCAGAGGACUUUGAUGUUGAUGAUGAGGAUGAUGAAGAGAAACCAGCCAAGGCUGUAGCAGGAACACUUCAACUGCCCAGCUCGGUGUUUGCUUCGGAAGUCGAGGAGGAUGUGGGAUUGCUGAACAAGGCUGCUACACAAGGUCUCUGCCUGGAGUUGGAUCCCGAGGUGGUGGCAGCCCUGGAUGAAGACUUUGACUUUGAGGACCCCGACAAUCAGUUGGAAGACAACUUCAUUGAACUGGCUAUGGGUGAAGGAGGAGAUGAUGACUUUGACGGUGAAGAUGAAGAUGAUGAGGACGGCGACAGCGUGUCAGACGGCGAUGACUCCGACAAAGCGUUCGCUUCGGACCUCGAUUCUGAUGAUGACAGCGAUCAGGUAAGUAAUUUAACUGUACAGGCUUGCCAUCGUGACGAGAGAAACUACCAAUACUUCUAUUAA
Ostrinia furnacalis (Asian corn borer) is the source of this 789-nucleotide messenger RNA. Its product is annotated as protein LTV1 homolog. Gene Ontology annotation, cellular component: cytosol; nucleus; preribosome, small subunit precursor. Bases 22 to 789 code for a protein of 255 amino acids. The transcript is spliced from 7 exons. The record is from RefSeq and is a predicted model, not a curated record. Gene Ontology annotation, biological process: ribosomal small subunit export from nucleus; ribosomal small subunit biogenesis. Lineage: Eukaryota; Metazoa; Arthropoda; Insecta; Lepidoptera; Crambidae.